This is a messenger RNA of Trifolium pratense (red clover), 1971 nucleotides long. RefSeq names its product cytochrome P450 714C2-like. NCBI's taxonomy places the organism in Eukaryota, Viridiplantae, Streptophyta, Magnoliopsida, Fabales, Fabaceae. The record is from RefSeq and is a predicted model, not a curated record. Gene Ontology annotation, molecular function: iron ion binding; heme binding; monooxygenase activity. Bases 171 to 1745 code for a protein of 524 amino acids. The transcript is spliced from 5 exons.
AUUUCUUGAAAAGCAUAAAAUUGAAUUAUUGAAUGUAGAAUUUUUUUUUCUUUUUUCUGACAGAAACUACUAAGAAAUAAAAUAUCAUAAGUAAAAUAAUAUUUUUGUUUCUGAUACAAAUCAAAAAAGAAAGUGAAUCACCACCAACAAGGAGUGUAGUGUUGGAGAGAAUGAGCAUAGCUGUUGAAGUUGUGGUGGCUCUUGGAGCAGUUUUGUUUGGAUUGAUUCAUUUUUUGAAUGUUUUGGUUUUGAGACCAAAAUCACUAAGAUCAAAGCUUCAUAAGCAGGGUAUUCAUGGCCCUACUCCUCACUUCUACUUUGGUAAUAUCCAAGAAAUGAAGACCCUUUUGCUCCAACAACAAGAAUCACAAGCCAAACAAAAACAAGAAAAAGAAGAUGAAGAUGUUUGUGUUUCUAUAUCUCAUAAUUGGACUUCAACUUUGUUCCCUCAUAUUCACAAAUGGAGAAAACAAUAUGGUCCUACAUACUUGUUUUCUUCUGGGAGUGUACAACGGUUAAUGGUGACAGAUAUGGAGUUGGUGAAGGAAAUUCUCCUAAACACCUCUUUGAAUCUAGGAAAACCUUCUUAUCUUUCCAAAGAUAUGGGUCCACUCCUAGGCCAAGGUAUAGUAUCAUCAAGUGGGCCUAUUUGGGUUCAUCAGAGGAAGAUAAUCGCGCCUGAAUUGUACCCUGACAAGGUCAAGGCAAUGAUUGAUCAAAUAGUUGACUCCACAUAUAUAAUGGUAAGAUCUUUGGAGAGUAGAAUAGAAAGAGACGGAGUAGUCUCAGAGAUUAAAAUCGAUGAAGAUCUGCGAAGCUUGUCUGCUGACAUAAUUGCUAGAGUUUCUUUUGGGAGCAAUUAUGUCCAAGGGAAAGAAAUAUUCACAAAGAUUGGAGAUCUUCUAAAACUCCUCUCCAAAAUAUAUAUUGGAAUUCCGGGCUUUAGAUACUUGCCAAACGAAAACAAUAGACAGAUAUGGAGAUUAGAAAAAGAGAUUAACUCAAAUAUAUCAAAGCUUGUAAAACAGCGCCAAGAAGGAGGUCGUGAGCAAGAUCUCUUGCAAAUGAUACUUGAGGGUGCAAAGAAUUGUGAGGGCAGUGACAGCUUCUUAUCAAGUUCAAUCUCACAAGACAGGUUCAUUAUAGAUAACUGCAAAACUAUAUUCUUUGCUGGACAUGAUACUACUUCAAUUACAGCAUCGUGGUGCUUAAUGUUGUUAGCUACAUACCAAGAUUGGCAAGAUUGUGCUCGUGCAGAGGUGCUUGAAGUUUGCGGAAAUGGUAUUCCAGAUGCAAGUAUGCUUAGAAGCAUGAAAACGUUAACCAUGGUGAUUCAAGAGACUUUGAGGCUUUAUCCGCCAGCAGUAUUUGUCACCAGAACAGCUUUACAAGAUAUUAACAUAAAAGGUAUCGAAGUUCCAAAAGGAAUAAAUAUUCAGAUUCCAAUCUCAAUAUUGCAGCAUGACACUGAUAUUUGGGGACCUGAUGCCCUCGAGUUCAAACCAGAAAGAUUUGCAAAUGGCGUGAUUGAAUCCUGCAAGAUUCCACAAGCUUAUAUGCCAUUUGGAAUAGGCUCCCGUGUCUGUCCCGGACAGCAUUUAUCCAUGAUAGAAUUGAAGGUGUUUUUGUCUCUCAUUCUGUCAAAGUUUCGCUUCUCUCUUUCAUCUAGUUAUGUUCAUUCACCGGCCUUUCGGUUGCUUAUAGCGCCUGGCAAGGGAGUUGUUCUCAAUAUGACAAGAAUUUAAGCAAGGAUGUAACUAAAAUGCUUCUCACCUUGUUCUUUGAUGCUCUACUUAUUAUAGGGCUUAGAAAGGUUGUUAUAGGAAUAAGACAGAGUUUUGUUUAAAAUGGAUAAUGAGAACAUAAGCAAUGCUAUUUUUACUUAGGUCUUAUGAACCAUUUGCUUUCUCAUUUUAAAGUGUGUUUUUAUCAUAUUGAUUAUGCUCUUAAGUCCUUACUCUUACACAGCAA